Molecule: messenger RNA, 2245 nt
Organism: Daphnia pulicaria
Lineage: Eukaryota; Metazoa; Arthropoda; Branchiopoda; Diplostraca; Daphniidae
Exons: 3
Coding region: 136-2040 (634 amino acids)
Source: RefSeq, a predicted model, not a curated record
CGCCAGCUAUACAGAAAUUGUCUCUGUGCAUAUUGCAUUUGGUAGACAAAAUCGAGCUGCAUCGUAGGACCACCGACCAGUCUCUUCUGCCUCGCCCGUCGUCUAGGGAGUACAAGUGAGCAAAGCUAUCUAAAAAUGAUUGCCUUCGGGAUUUUGUUAGGUUUUUGCGCCUUGUCUCAAUCGUUGCCGAUUGGUAAUCCUUCCGAUUCGGUCUUGAUCGACUACAAAGCGGAUUCGCACUCCCGCUUUGAAGAGGGCACACCAGGAAAGAGUGUCAAAGGUUCAUACAGCUGGAUCAAUGAAGACAAAGUCUAUCAAGUAGAUUACACAGCCGAUGAAAAAGGGUAUCGACCACGUCUAACUGUCAAAUCCGUUUCCGAAGCUGAACAGAAGCCGAUCGCUCAGCAAGAAAGCGUUCAGGUCUCCGAAAAUAAAGAGGAGAAGCCAGUGAAAGAAGCUAUCGCGGAUGCGAUUAUCUACGAAAUUCCAAGUCUCAUUCAACAUGAUACCUUUCAAGUCCCCGCAUUGCCAAACGAAGAGAAGAAGAAGGUGACACCGGAGAAAGAAGUCGGCACGGAUGCCAUUGUCCUUGAAAUUCCAGUUCUUGACGUCGCUCAACAGGAUAGCGUUCAAGUUCCCGCACUUCUAAAUGCACCAAUGACCGAGGCCGGCGAUGCAUUCAUCUUCGAAAUUCCUCUCUUUGAUGUCGCUCAACAGCAGGAUGGCUUUCAGAAUCCUACUUUGGAAAACGAAGAGGAGAAGGUGACACCGGGGUUAGAGGGCGGCUUUGAUGCCAUCAUCCUCGACAUUCCUGACUUUGAUGAACCCACUCCGAUCGUACAAAAAGGAAGCCAAGCUUCACUUACGUCGCAAGAUGACAAGAUCGUUGCCGAAGAAAUUGUUGCUCCUCCAUCGAAGCCCGUCACCCUUCAAGCCGAUUCGCAAAGCGAUUCAAACAAAGUUGCGGAUAAGGUGGCCGUAAAGGUUCCAGAUGCUUCCGUCCAAGAACAAGAUGUCGUUCAAAUUGUACCGCCAAAGGUAACCGAGGAAGUGAAACCAGACCAAUUUGUUGUUGUGGUUGCUCCAGCCCAAUCUGGUCUGGCGGGACAACAAUUCAACAGCCAAAUCCAAUCAUUUUCACAAGGUGAACCGAGCGAGUCGGAACAAGAGAAAGUUGGCGAUAAUGAAGGCGUUGUUAUUCUUCAACUUCCAUCUAAUUCUGAUGUCGACGGACAAGAGGAAGGCUACAGUCAAGAUGAUACAACCAAUCCAGAGAUCGAUACUUCAGACCUUUACAAUAUUGCUCCGUUGUUUAACUUUCAGCCUCAAGGCCCAACCGACGAUGAAAUUUACACUGACGAUGCUAUAAUUAUCGAUGCUGCGGGUGAUCCAUUUGCUUCCGACGGUGCCCAAGCCGAUGAAGACCAAGAUUGGGGCCAGGCUGAAAGCCAAGAUCAAGCCUCUGAAUACCUCAACGCAAUGCUCCAGGAAUACCUGAACCAGUUCUACAGCAAUCCCAAGCAAAAAGUUGACAGCAAGGAGAAUCAUCGAUCGAAAUUCGAAGACGAUCUUAUUAAAUCAUACAAUGACUACAAACAAGAGAAAAUCUCAAGAAAAGAGGAUGACUUUUCAGCUACAUCCGACUACCAAAGAAUGCUGGAGGCCUUAUCGAAUGGCGAGCAGCAAGUCGUCUCUUACGAAGACUACCAAAAUUUCCUUCGUCAUCUUCAAAUUGAAGAAGAGGAUCGACCGCGAUCGAAAGUCAGCGAUGUCAUCACCCAAGACCAGGGAGAAUCCAAUGAGGAAUUGGAAGGAGCAUUUCGCGUCCUAAUGGAUUUACCUGAAAAUGAUGGCGAGCAGCUCAUCACUCACAAGAAAGAGAACUCGAAAUUCGAAUCGGGAGAUCAGUUGUAUGCCAUAGACGAAACAUUCCUGCGAGAAUUGUAUUACCAACUGUGGCUCGACGCUCAACAACAAACCGCCCAGCCGGAACCAAUGUAUUACGCCAUUUAUCCAGAAUCAGCGUAUUACUACCGUUAAUCUUGGUUAGGGAUACACAAGUUCAAACUUUGGGUGGGGAAUAACGUGAUUUAUUUUCAAUUCGGUGAUGUCCUUUUUUGCUUUUAAUUUAUGUUAUAAAUUUUGUUGUUGACUAAAUCUCAAAAGUAUGUAAGCUCAAUGCUCGCCUGGAAGAGCAAUGACCAUACAACUGGUUCUCCAAUACAAAACAGUUAUAAAAACUUGA